Molecule: messenger RNA, 2130 nt
Organism: Capra hircus (goat)
Lineage: Eukaryota; Metazoa; Chordata; Mammalia; Artiodactyla; Bovidae
Gene: CHRM5
Product: cholinergic receptor muscarinic 5
Exons: 1
Coding region: 71-1669 (532 amino acids)
Biological process (GO): adenylate cyclase-inhibiting G protein-coupled acetylcholine receptor signaling pathway; G protein-coupled receptor signaling pathway, coupled to cyclic nucleotide second messenger; gastric acid secretion
Cellular component (GO): synapse; dendrite; plasma membrane
Molecular function (GO): G protein-coupled serotonin receptor activity; G protein-coupled acetylcholine receptor activity
Source: RefSeq, a predicted model, not a curated record
CCAGAAGAGGUGGGAUAGAAGAGAGAACCGUCUAGAACCUAAGACUCCUGAUGUAGACCCUUGCACCAGGAUGGAAGGGGAACCUUACCACAAUGCGUCUACUGUCAACAGCACCCCAGUGAGUCACCAGCCUUUGGAACGCCAUGGGCUGUGGGAGGUCAUCACCAUCGCAGCCGUCACGGCGGUGGUGAGUCUGAUCACCAUCGUGGGCAAUGUCUUCGUCAUGAUCUCCUUCAAGGUCAACAGCCAGCUGAAGACAGUUAACAACUAUUACCUGCUCAGCUUAGCCUGUGCAGAUCUCAUCAUUGGGAUCUUCUCCAUGAACCUCUACACUACGUACAUCCUCAUGGGACGGUGGGCUCUUGGGAGUCUGGCUUGUGACCUCUGGCUUGCGCUGGACUAUGUGGCCAGCAACGCUUCUGUCAUGAACCUUCUGGUGAUUAGUUUUGACCGUUACUUUUCGAUCACAAGACCCCUCACGUACCGGGCCAAGCGUACCCCAAAGAGGGCUGGCAUCAUGAUUGGCUUGGCCUGGCUGAUCUCCUUCAUCCUCUGGGCCCCCGCAAUCCUCUGCUGGCAGUACCUGGUUGGGGAGCGGACGGUACCUCCAGAUGAGUGCCAGAUCCAGUUCCUCUCUGAGCCCACCAUCACUUUCGGCACUGCCAUUGCCGCCUUCUACAUCCCUGUUUCUGUCAUGACCAUCCUCUACUGCCGCAUCUACCGGGAAACGGAGAAGCGAACCAAGGACCUGGCUGACCUCCAGGGCUCAGACUCCGUGGCUGAAGCUGAGAAGAGAAAGUCAGCUCACCAGGCUCUGCUCAGGUCCUGCUUCAGCUGCCCCCGGCCCACCCUGGCCCAGAGGGAAAGGAACCAGGCCUCCUGGUCAUCCUCCCGCAGGAGCACCUCCAUCACUGGGAAGCCAUCCCAAGCCCCCAGCCCGAGCACUGAGUGGGCCAAAGCCGAGCAGCUAACCACCUGCAGCAGCUACCCCUCCUCAGAAGACGAGGACAAGCCCACCGCUGAUCCUGUCUUUCAAGUGGUUUACAAGAGUCAGGCCAAGGAAAGCCCAAGGGAAGAGUUAAGUGCUGACAAGACCAAGCAGACUUUUGUGAAUGCUCAAAGUGAAAAAAAUGACUAUGACACCCCAAAAUACUUCCUGUCUCCAGCUGCUGCUCAUGGGCCCAAGAGUCAGAAGUGGGUGGCCUACAAGUUCCGACUGGUGGUAAAAGCUGAGGGGACCCAUGACACCAACAAUGGGUGCCGCAAGGUAAAAAUCAUGCCGUGUUCCUUCCCAGUGUCCAAGGACCCCUCAACAAAAGGCCUCGAUCCCAACCUCAGCCAUCAGAUGACCAAACGAAAGAGGAUGGUUCUCGUCAAAGAGAGGAAAGCCGCCCAGACCCUGAGUGCAAUUCUCCUGGCUUUCAUCAUCACUUGGACUCCUUACAACAUCAUGGUCCUGGUUUCUACCUUCUGCGACAAGUGUGUCCCAGUCACCCUGUGGCACCUGGGCUACUGGUUAUGCUAUGUCAAUAGCACUGUCAACCCCAUUUGCUAUGCCCUCUGCAACAGAACCUUCAGGAAGACCUUUAAGAUGCUGCUGUUCUGCCGAUGGAAAAAGAAAAAAGUGGAAGAGAAGUUGUACUGGCAGGGGAACAGCAAGCUCCCCUGAAAAGUAACGACUCCCCUCAAAGGAAAACCAUGAUCAAGGUCCCCUGAGGAUGGGCAAGCUGAUUCUGGUUUACUUUCCAAAAAGACAUCUGUCCUUUUGAGUCCCUGAGAACUUUGCAAAGGAUCAAGGUCUACUGUCAAAAGGAAGGAGUCACGGCUGCCGCAAUCGCUGCCAUACUGAAUGGCCCUCGUCUAUGACCAGGACAAGAGUGUCUGAUGCCACUGGAGCUUGCCACCGAAGUAGAGAGCCAAACUCAUGCGCCUUCACAGGAGCAGGCACCCUGGGUCAUAGUGACCAGUGGCCGAGGGAGCUCCUGCCUAACCUUCUGUGGGGGACAGCGAGAACAGAACCCUAGUCCCAGAGUUUUGUGCGGUAUGUUUGUGUCUAUGCAGCAGGCUCAUUUCAGCGGAAACCGGGAAGAUGAAGUCAGUGUCCCCUGUUAACAAGAGCGAUAUUCAGCU